Messenger RNA from Phacochoerus africanus (Common warthog), 1335 nucleotides. It is a transcript of the gene UBXN8, whose product is annotated as UBX domain protein 8. Gene Ontology annotation, molecular function: ubiquitin binding. Gene Ontology annotation, cellular component: nucleus; endoplasmic reticulum. The record is from RefSeq and is a predicted model, not a curated record. Lineage: Eukaryota; Metazoa; Chordata; Mammalia; Artiodactyla; Suidae. The coding region runs from base 47 to 877 and encodes 276 amino acids. The transcript is spliced from 8 exons.
ACCAGAAGGGGCGGAGCUUCCGCCAGGAAGCAGCGCUUCCGCCGCUAUGGUUUCUCUUGGGGUGGUUGGCAUUUUCCUCCUCUCUGCUCUUCCCCUCUUGUGUCUGGAGCUCCGGCGUGGGAUCCCAGAUCUAGGAAUCAAAGAUCUUAUUUUGCUGUGUGGCCGGAUUUUCUUACUGCUUGCUCUUCUUACAUUAAUUAUUUCGGUGGCUACCUCAUGGAUUAACUCGUUUAAAUCUACCCAAGUUUAUCUGAAAGAAGAAGAAGAAGAGAAGAAUGAGAAAAAGCAAAAACUUGUGAGGAAAAAACAACAAGAGGCACAAGGUGAAAAGGCCAGCAGAUACAUAGAGAAUGUUCUAAAACCUUACCAGGAAAUGAAAUUGAAAAGGCUGGAAGAACGCUUUUAUCAGAUGACGGGUGAAACCUGGAAGUUAAGCAACGGACAUAAACUUGGGGGUGAUGAAGAUUUGGUGCUUGAAAGUGAGAGUCAGACAUCUUCUGAAACAUCAAACAGAGAAGCAGCAAAGAGACGAAACUUGCCUAAGCUUUUAACCAGAGUUUCACCACCUGCUGCACAGCCCACUCAGAAGAAGGUUCUCGAUUUACCUGAAGAACCUCCUGAAACAGCUGAAGAAGUCGUGACUGUUGCUCUCCGAUGUCCCAGUGGGCGUGUCCUGAGGAGAAGGUUUUUUAAGUCUUGCAGUUCACAGGUCUUGUUUGACUGGAUGAUGAAAAUUGGGUACCACCCAUCCCUAUACAGCCUUGCCACCUCCUUUCCCAGAAGGCUUCUGGAAGUGGAGGGAGGCUGGUCCCUGCAGGACCUAGGAAUAACCGUGGAUACCAUACUCAACGUGGAAGAGAAGGAGCAGAGCAGCUAGUUAAGAAAUGCAGACCAUCAGUUCUGCAUGAAAUCAGUUGUGCUGUGGCCUUACAGGACAAUAAAGGAUUCACAUUAAAAUUGUGCCCUACCUUGACUUAGCUCAAGGCAGUAAACACUUUUUUUUUUUCAUUCUUUUUUUGGCCAUCCUUGAAGCAUAUGGAGUUACCAGGCUAGGGGUCAGAUCUGAGCCGCAGUUGUGACCUACAUACAGUAGCUGUGGCAACGAGAUCCUUUAACGCACCACGCCAGGCCGGGGAUCAAAACUGCAUCCUGGCACUGCAGAGAUGCUGCCUCUCCUGUUGCGCCCCAGUGGGAAUUCCCUUAAACACUUUAGUGUUGAUCUCCAUGGGAACAUAAAUGGACAUAAAGAAUUAGAAGAGGAUUGCUCUCUUGAUGUGAUCAUUUUGGGAGUGUGCCAUCUUAUAAUAAACCAAAUGAGAACUUGGUAGAAAUGUA